AUGUCACAAUUUAAUAGGAAAUUAAAUAAUUAUACGCCAAAACAAUUUGGUAUUCUCACAAGACGAAAGUUUGUUAAUAAUAACACAAUCGACUUAUUCGCAAUGAGAAAUUAUCAGCAAAACGAUUUAACCACAAAGAAAAAUCGUGAAUUAUCGAAAAUUCGAUAUGAAAAUUUCGUAAACAAUAAAUUACCAAAUAAUUCCAAUGAGCUGUCAUUGCGAAAAGUGGAAAUUGGAAACAACGAGCAACAAUCAAUCCAACUUUCAUCACUCGUUCGAAGUGCUGCUGAUAUGUUAAAAUCACUCCAAAAAAUUGCAAUCCAGGGACAGAAUGCUCAAUACACUGAACAAAUUAUUCGACAAAGGCAAUCAAUGCAACCGCUACUAGCAGCAACACGUGAAUUUCGACCGGGAAAAAAAUUAUCAAUAGCAUCUAAUCUCGACAGUAUGCCAAGUACCAUACAUAAAGACAAUCUUCGAAGUAAGACAACAGCAGCAGAAGAUGCAGCAUGGGCAGAAUUGUUAUUUGGUCCACGUGGCGUGCUAACAGCUGUUUUCCAUAUUCUUGAUGAUCGACGUAAAAUAAAGGAAAAAAUAGGAGACAAAAUUGCAAUCAAUAGAAAUGGUAACGAUAACAGUGAAACAACUAACACUUAUCAUCAAUCAGAUUUGUCAUUACUACCCGAUUUCUUGGUAGACGCAAAACCAAUCGAUUUUGCAAAAAUUUUUGAAGCAUUUUUAACUGGUUCAAAAGGAAAUUUUGAUGAGCGUAUUUUUAAUUUACCGGAAAUAUUGGGAAUUUGUAAUCGACUUAGCUGUGGAGAUAUUUAUAAAGCUAUUGAUGAAUUUCGGAAAAGUGAAUUUUUCAUUAAUUUUCAGACAGCAUUGCAGCUAAUACAAGAUCCAAAAGGAUGGGAGAUUCUCGGUGAUCUCAUUUCAAAUCCUGAUCUGAUCGCUCAAUUCAUUAAUGGUUCAGAAAAUAAAGGUGACCGUGGUAGCAUAGGAAAUUUGUUUGGAAGUAUUACUCGUGCUUCAAAAUCAUCGAAAAAUAGUGGUAAAGAAAUUGGUCCAGAAGACGGCGAUAUCGGCAUCGAUUUCAGCAAGAUGAUUGAAAAUGGCCAUGGUGGUGAAUUUAGAAAAGCAAAAAAACCAACUGCCGAAGAACUACCUGAAAUUGCCGAGAACAUUGAUGGAAUUGAUUAUUACAACGCCAUUGAAAGUGGCGCAGAUGUUGAUGGUAUGGAAACGAUUGCUAAAUCGGAUGUCGAUGCAACAGCAGGAAUUACUACGAUGGUACCUUUAAUGCAAACUACAGCACUACGUGUAAUUCCGGAUCAAGAUUUAAUAUUGCCCGAAAUUUCUGAAAAUAUUGAUCAAAUCGAGCAGACUAAAAUGAUAAUCGAUGCCACUAUGCCAAUUUCAGCAAAAAUUUUAAGCCGACAAACUGCUUCCACUCUUCGAAGAUUACGACGUCCUUAUGUUACAGUAACUUACAAACCUGUUAUGGCAAAAACAACAGCUGUUCGCAAGCAAGCCACCACCACCUCUAUUAUCCCAACAAUAACUCGUUAUCCUAGCAUAACCGCUAUAAGAUCAACUUUUACGACAACAACCAGAAAUUUCCGAGAAGACAGUGAUUAUUAUGCUAUGUAUUAUGACGAUGUCAAAGGUUAA
This is a messenger RNA of Acanthocheilonema viteae, 1674 nucleotides long. Lineage: Eukaryota; Metazoa; Nematoda; Chromadorea; Rhabditida; Onchocercidae. The record is from the annotation of a GenBank genome assembly.